GUUGUUGUUGUAGUAUCGGCAGAAUUCUGUAUUUAUUCGGUAACAUUCACCGGUCAACUUUAUUUCAUCGUGAACGUUUCAGUUUUAAGAAGAAGAAACAAAUAGGAAAAUGUCAAUGUUUAUUCUCUUUGUUAAUUAGUUCGUUUAAUUUUACGUGUUUGAUAGUGCAUACAAUUGCAGCUUUUGGAAAAUAUUUGUAUAAAAAUGGGUGUUUCUAAUUAUGAUGCGCUUCGCAAGCAAGCAAGGCAUUUGGAGAACGAAAUAGACCUAAAGUUAGUUGCAUUUAGCAAAAUUGGUGCAGGCACUAGCACAUCCCUGCAUAGCAGUUCAUCAACCGACACAUCACCACUAUUAGGCGAACAUGUCUUCGAUUCCCUCUCGGAAGAAAUUUCACAAAUGCUAGACAAGCUUUCGUCGUUGAAUGAAAAUAUGUCAGAGCUUCCUGCAACAGGUGCUGCUGCUAUUCAUACACUCCAACGUCAUCGUGAAAUCCUGCAUGGAUAUAAGCAAGAGUUCAAUAAAAUUUGCGCAAAUCACACAACUCGCAUAGAGCGUGAAGAAUUAUUACGCGGUUCCGGGUUGGCCACAAACAGUCCAACUAUUUCUGGAUUAAGUAGACGCGAUCUGUAUUUGAAAGAAAGUACUCAUUUGAACAGUUCAAGUAAUAUGGUCAAUGACCAAAUAAACAUCGCUAUUGAAACUCGGGAACACUUACUUUCGCAGAGACAAGCAUUCAAACGAUUGCAGACACGAUUUAAUGACAUAUCCAAUAGAUUUCCUCUGAUUUCGAGUCUGAUACAAAGGAUCAAUAUAAAGAAGAAGAGAGAUUCACUUAUUUUAGGUGCAGUUAUAGCUGUGUGUGUAAUACUUCUAUUGCUCUACGCGUUUAAUUAACAAUUUUUGUUUAUAUUUUAAAAUUUUAAACCAAUCCAAACCAGUCUAAAUUUUAAAUCACCCAAUUCAUAAUAUUGUAAGCGUUAUUGAGAUAUACAUAUGUAUGAAAAAAAGUUGAUCUAUAUUUUUAUAAUUUUUUUUUGACUUCAGUUUAAUUAUUUUACAUUUGUAGGGCAAUAAAUAAUAUUUAAUUGUAUUGUAAUUUGUGAUAAAACAAGGUAUAAAUAAAACAUAAAAAAGUA
Molecule: messenger RNA, 1136 nt
Organism: Bactrocera neohumeralis
Lineage: Eukaryota; Metazoa; Arthropoda; Insecta; Diptera; Tephritidae
Gene: Gos28
Product: Golgi SNAP receptor complex member 1
Exons: 5
Coding region: 205-894 (229 amino acids)
Biological process (GO): endoplasmic reticulum to Golgi vesicle-mediated transport; vesicle fusion
Cellular component (GO): SNARE complex; Golgi medial cisterna; Golgi membrane
Molecular function (GO): SNAP receptor activity
Source: RefSeq, a predicted model, not a curated record